AUAGAUGUUUCAAGACUUUUGAAUGGUUGUUUAUUAUAGUACUGUCUGCUGGCAAUAUCAAGACAACCAUUAAACCAGCCAACAAAAGUGAAACAUUGAUUGCUAUAGCAAAGACUGAAGCUGCAUUCCGCCACUCCUCUGGUUUUAUGGAGGGUUAAUGAUGCCAUAAUCUUGCACAGGCACACAGGUGAUUUCCGCAUGCAUUCUUCAGGAACAGACAGGGUCAAAGUUUGAUCUGCAGAGUUAAAGUACGACUAGUGUGAAGAUGAAGGACCCGCUGAGCAGCUGUACUUAUAAUCUGCUGUAUCAGGAUCUGAAGAGAAUCUCUAAGAAUGGCGAGUUUUUCUGCAAAGAGCUCUUGGCCGUCUUUCAGCAAAGAUCUGAACUGGAGCUCAACUAUUCGAAAGGACUUCAGAAGAUCGCAGGGAAACUUCUUAAAGUCUCGAAAGAGAUGUGUGACAACUCCACAUAUCGUGCGUGGUCCUUCAUUUCAGAUGAAAUGUACGCCUCAGCAGAUGCCCACCGCAUACUGGCAAGUGCUCUCAACCAAGAUGCUAUUCAGGAAAUCCGUCAAAUCCUAGAUGAACACGGGAAAAGAAAAAGACCGCUUGACAACGCCGUUGAAAAGUCUGGAAAGCUUGUUCUUACAAACUGGAGUGAACAAAUUAAGCUGAAAAAGAAGCUGAUUGGGUUGACGAGGGAACAUGAAGCUCUCUUCAGCUUUGUGGAGAAAAAUAAGCAAAUCUGUACAGAGAAGGAAAAACAGAAGAUGUUGAACAGAUUGACUAAAUCAGCAGAGCUUCAGGCCAGAGUUGAUGAGGAAUAUUUUAACACUAACAUGGAGGGUCACCACAUCCGACUGAAGCUGGAGAACACGCUGAAAACCUGCUAUCAGAUUGUUCAGGAGCUUGAGAAGCAAAGAAUAGAGACUCUGUCCAACACCCUAGACAAGUACAGUCUCUUCAUGACUGUCUACGCACAGACCGUCGUUCACAGUCAUAAACAGAUCGAACAGGCCGUACACAAAGUUGAUGUGGAGAAGGACAUUCAGUCGCUGGUCGAGGACGUCAGCGCUACAGCGGAUGAAAGCAAAGCUGAAUUUCUCAUGGCUGACUACUUUGAGGAAGAAGGAAAAACAGUCAUGAGAAAAGACAGAAGGAAAGAUGCCAUCAGGACCAAACUUCAGCGUCUGGAGGACUGCAUCACGAAAUCAAAAAGUGACAGAGAAGGUUUAGAGAAAAUGGUGAAAGUAUACACAGAACAGCCAAACUUCUCCAAUCAAAAAAACCUGGAGGAAACGGAACAGUUACUGGAUGAGGCCAUCCUCAAACUGGACCUUUUGGAGGCGACGCAUUGCAAACUGACUCACAGUCUGGCAGAGAUAGAGGGCAAACCAAAAUCAAGACAUCGAUUCAGUGACAGCAUCACUAAAUGGAAAGAAAAGUAUGAACUUCUGGGAAUAUAA
Molecule: messenger RNA, 1465 nt
Organism: Sinocyclocheilus grahami
Lineage: Eukaryota; Metazoa; Chordata; Actinopteri; Cypriniformes; Cyprinidae
Gene: nostrin
Product: nitric oxide synthase trafficking
Exons: 14
Coding region: 266-1465 (399 amino acids)
Cellular component (GO): cytoplasm; plasma membrane
Source: RefSeq, a predicted model, not a curated record